CUUAACUCGGAAGCUGCCGCAAGAGGAGCAUGAUAAAGCAAUGUAAUAAUAAUACCCCCAGGGGAAAUUGGGGGUUGUAAGAAACAGCCUAUAUACAAUGACGUAGGCUGCUGGCUGUUUUAAUUCUGAAGCUGCCGCAAGAGGAGCAUGAUGAAGCAAGAUGACCGACAGUGACCCAUAGAUUGUAUAAAGACAGUGACCUCAGUCAAACGUCCUAGCAGUUGUUGUGCCAUUAUCCACAUCGACCAAACAUCAUUAUUUUUUAUCGUCGUGAUAGAUCUUUACCAAAUAGCCUGACAUUCUUUUGAAGAAACAUCGCCGAGGAAAGCGGACUGAUUUCGCCUUUCUGAGACUGCCCGCUAGUGCUUUCCCUGCGCAAAAAAAAUGGAUAAUGGCAAAGCAUCGGAUCAGAAAAGAACAGGCGCUUGCCAAGAGAAUGGUUUGACAAAUGGAUUCAAGCCUACACAAACUGACAACGGGAGCUGCAAUGUUUUAGGUUCAAACGGAACCAGUAGCAGUGGUUGUGGCGGGUGUAGUAGUAGUAGUAGUAGUAGUAGUGGUGGUGGUUGUAGCCAUAAUGGAAUUGAAAAUGUCCACCAUCUUCAGGAGGAUGCCCAUAAUAAUGGGUCGCCUCCAAAGCGGUGCAGACUCAGGAGAAGAAUGGAUUCUGGCAAAAAGAACCGACCGCCCUUCCCCUGGUUUGGGAUGGACAUCGGCGGCACCCUGGUGAAGCUGGUUUACUUUGAGCCUAAGGACAUCACGGCAGAGGAGGAGCAAGAGGAGGUGGAGAGCCUGAAGAGCAUCCGCCACUACCUGACCUCCAAUGUGGCCUACGGCGACACAGGCAUCCGCGAUGUCCACCUAGAGCUGAAAAACCUGACUAUGUGCGGCCGGAAGGGCAACCUGCACUUCAUCCGCUUCCCCACCCAAGACAUGCUGGGCUUCAUCCAGAUGGGCAGAGACAAGAACUUCUCCAGCCUGCACACCACACUCUGUGCCACCGGCGGAGGGGCGUACAAGUUUGAGGACGACUUUAGGACGAUCGCCAACCUAGAGCUACAGAAGCUAGAUGAACUGGACUGUCUCAUCCAUGGUCUUCUCUAUGUGGACUCAGUGGGGUUCAAUGGCCAUCCAAAGUGCUACUUUUUCGAGAACCCCUCUGAUCCAGAGAGUGAGAACUGUGUCAAGAGAGCGUGUUGCCUUGACAACCCCUUCCCCAUGUUGUUGGUAAACAUUGGCUCAGGGGUCAGCGUCCUGGCAGUCUAUUCGAAGGACAACUACAAACGGGUCACAGGAACCAGUUUGGGAGGUGGUACUUUCCUAGGCCUGUGCUGCUUGCUGACUGGCUGCGAGACUUUCGAGGAGGCCCUGGAAAUGGCAGCGAAGGGGGACAGCAGCAACGUGGACAAACUGGUGAAGGACAUCUACGGAGGAGACUAUGAACGCUUCGGUCUCCAGGGGUCUGCAGUUGCAUCUAGUUUUGGUCAUAUGAUGAGCAAGGAGAAGCGUGUCAGCAUCAGUAAGGAGGACCUAGCCCGAGCCACUCUCGUCACCAUCACCAACAACAUUGGUUCUAUUGCUCGUAUGUGUGCGGUGAAUGAGAAAAUUGAAAGAGUGGUGUUUGUUGGGAAUUUCCUGAGAAUCAAUACUGUGUCAACGAAGCUGCUUGCGUACGCCAUGGACUUUUGGUCCAAAGGACAAUUAAAAGCUCUCUUCUUAGAGCAUGAGGGUUAUUUCGGGGCCGUCGGUGCCUUCCUGGAACUACUGAGGAUAACAGAUGACCUUUGAGACAGAAACCCUAACUCUCACCACAAGACACUGCUACUCUACGGUUUCGGAAAAGCUACUGACCGCACGAAAAGGGGAAAAUACAUUUGAAUAAUUUAACUGUUUUAAGAGGUUCUACCAAUUAUCCUCCUCCUUGUCUGCUGAUGUUUUAGAAAAUUGAUUUUUAAUAUUAUGAAUGCAGGCUGGAGGAGAUGAGGUUGGUGUUUUAUUUGCCACUGAAAAGCAAACCUGGGUACUUAUUGUUUAUAAAAACCCUAACUGUAUAUUGAAUGUGUGAUUAAGCCAAACGCUACUGAUCCCUGAUCCUUCGUGUGUUUUUGCUUUUGUUUACUUUUUUUGUGAUCUGAGACCCCCCCCCCCAAAAAAAUAUCUUAUUGGUCCCUUAUUUGUUUAAUUGAAAUUGUAUAAAGUACUUACAAGAUGUAAGUAGAUACAUUGAUCUUUAAAGCAUUAGCUUACAACUAGCUUUUGCACUUUUUUCUAAUCAAUCGUCCUAUCCCAAUGUUCUGUGAUAUGAUUUGAGAUAUAAUCAAAUAUAUUACCCUACCGAA
Salvelinus sp. IW2-2015 is the source of this 2339-nucleotide messenger RNA. RefSeq names its product pantothenate kinase 3. Gene Ontology annotation, cellular component: nucleus; cytosol. Lineage: Eukaryota; Metazoa; Chordata; Actinopteri; Salmoniformes; Salmonidae. Gene Ontology annotation, biological process: coenzyme A biosynthetic process. Gene Ontology annotation, molecular function: ATP binding; pantothenate kinase activity. The record is from RefSeq and is a predicted model, not a curated record.